Molecule: messenger RNA, 1312 nt
Organism: Ornithorhynchus anatinus (platypus)
Lineage: Eukaryota; Metazoa; Chordata; Mammalia; Monotremata; Ornithorhynchidae
Gene: UPK3A
Product: uroplakin 3A
Exons: 6
Coding region: 35-877 (280 amino acids)
Source: RefSeq, a predicted model, not a curated record
AACCCCUGCCCCCUCUCCCCUGCCCCUGCCGGAGAUGAUGCAUCCUCUCUGGGCUGCGCUGGCCCUCUCCUGCCUGCAGCUUUGCCCAGCUGCCCAGAUCAAGCCUCAGAUCGCCAGUUUGGCAUUUGCCACGAACAACCCUACCCUCACGACGAUCGCCCUGGAGAAACCCUUCUGCAUGUUCGACGGCGCCGGCCCUGCCCAACUGCCCUCCGAGAUCUACCUCUAUGUCAUGAUGGACUCUGCGGACGCCCACCCGGUGCUGGACAACGGGAGCCGUCCUCUCCGGACGACAUUCCAGCAGGCCGCGGGUGGCCGCCGGGGCCCCUACUGGGCCGCGACCUUCAGCGUUCCCCGGUGCGAGGACCUCCCCCGGCUGUGGGACGCCGGGGACCCUGCCAGGGCCCCCCAGAUUCUGGACGCCUACCUCUUCCGCGUCGGCGGCGACACCGCCUGUAUGUGGGACCCCGACUUCAGCGGGGCGUGCAACCCGCCCCUGGCCGGGGAGACCGGGUACAGGUUCAAAUAUGUGUUGGUGAACACAACAAGUGGCUCGGUUGUGGAUCAGUCCCUCUGGUCCGACCCCAUCAGGACAAAGCGCACCCUGUCGUGGUCGCGCGUGGACACCUGGCCAGGGAGGAGGAGCGGGAGCAUGAUAGUCAUCACGUCCAUCCUGAGCUCCCUGAUGUUCGUCCUGCUGGUCGGCCUGGCUGCCGCCGUCACCUGCCGUGUCCUGGGCUCGGACGGUUCAGAGGUGGAGACAAGGCACGUGUCUCAAGUGAGCCAGGAGGCGGCUCCUGGAGCCUCUUACUCAUCUGCGAGUCGAGGGGUGGCACCGGAGAGGGCCGAGGCCUACGUCGGCAACCUCCCCGGCUGACGCGCAAGGAGGGACGGGGACUCCUCUCCGGCAGCCGAGGAGACGGUUCGCGGGUCGCUCACCGGAAGUUGAAGUGACUCGGGUCGUUGACUCUUUAUGGGCCCAUCACUGAGAGUUAUCGAGCACCUACUGAGAACCAAGCACUGUCCUAAGCGCUCGGGGGAAUACCACGGCUGGUUCUGUCAUCUCCGGGAGAUCACCCUCUAAUGGUGUAUACUCCCAAGCGCUUAGUUCAGUGCACGCCGCUCAGUAAAUAGCAUUAUUAACUGACACUCCCCCGCCAUCUUAGCGUCACCAAAGAUGACGGGGGAUCAGAGGAUAACUUGAGAUCUUCGGGGAUAACAACGGGCGGGGUGAGCCUGAAACGUUCUCGAUCAAUCAAUCAAUGUAAUUUAUUGAGCACUUAUUGUGUGCAGAGCACUGGACUAAGCACUU